Fusarium pseudograminearum CS3096 is the source of this 180-nucleotide messenger RNA. RefSeq lists its product as uncharacterized. Lineage: Eukaryota; Fungi; Ascomycota; Sordariomycetes; Hypocreales; Nectriaceae. The transcript has 3 exons. The record is from RefSeq and is a predicted model, not a curated record. The coding region runs from base 1 to 180 and encodes 59 amino acids.
AUGGCUCGUGGCAACCAGCGCGAAAAGGCUCGUGAGAAGAACCUCAGCAAAGAGAAGAAAACCAAGACUACCAUGACCGGUACCCAAAUGCAACAUGCCAACGAGUCCAACGCCGAUAUCAUGCGAAAGAAGCAGGCUGCUGCUGAGGCUCGCAAGGCCGCCGAGGCUGCCAAGAAGUAA